GUCUUGCCCACCCAGCCAAGUCUCAAACUCCAAAAGACCUACAAGACGUCUCAACUUGGAUCCCAACACUUACACAAAGAUACCCCUUCUCAUCUGCUACAAUUUCCCCGGAUUCCGACCCCCCGCUUCUUCUCGUUUCUUAUCUUAUCGCAUCUUGGCGGGGCCAUCCUCCAGCACCACCCAGCUACCAAAAAUAGUUGCUCAACAUCACUACCCACCUAGGUCAAGGAUGAGUCGACCCUUGAAAGUCAUAGUCAUUGGUGCUGGUCUCUCUGGCCUUGCUAUUGCUCAGGGUCUGAAAAAGAAUGGAAUCGAAUACGUGGUCGUCGACAAGGAAAGCGAACCACGCGACCGCAAUUGGGGCGUCACAAUUGCCUGGAGUCAUCCUUUUCUUCAAGAACUCCUACCAGAGGAACUGUUCAACCGAUUGGCCGAAUGUCAACCAGAUGAGAAACUGAACACGAAAGGAGCAGGAUGCGAAAGCAUCAUCAUUCGAGACGGAGCUACAGGUGCUACGAUAGCUGAGCCAUCAUUCCCAGGCAUAAGGCGGUUGAACAUUCAGAAGACUAGAAGUUUAUGGUCGAAGGAUGUCAAUGUCAAGUUUGGCAAAACGGUCACCGACGUUGAACUCACCUCUGACGGUGUGACCGCUCACUUCCAAGACGGCACCUCUGAGUCCGGGACAGUCCUCGUCGGUGCCGAUGGUGGAGGGUCCUGGGUUCGUCGUUGGCUUCUUGGAGAUGAGGCCGACGCCACUGUCUUGCCAUAUGUGUUCCUGAAUUUUCCCAUGCGCUUCACCGCAGAGCAAGCUUUGAAAAUGGACAAGAUGAUGAAUCCAUUCGUUGAUGUCGGCGUGCAUCCGAAAGGAAUGUACAUUGGUAUCUUCCUGCUUGACAAGCCUGAUCUCGACAAGCCGGAGUCCUGGAUCUUUUAUUUCCUCGUGACAUGGCCGAAGCAAGAAGACACAGACACCAAUGAUGGCGAGAACACCACCACAGACGACGUGAACAUGGCAGACGAAUUUCGGAAGAGGGCUGACGGCUGGGCUGACCCCUUCAAAUCUGCUGUAGAUUGGAUGCCGAAAGACAUCAAGGCUAAGGCGGUACCGCUCAAGAUCUGGGGACCGAAGUCUGGUUGGGAUAACCGUCAAGGCAGAGUGACGUUGGCAGGAGAUGCGGCGCAUAGCAUGACCUUUCAUCGUGGACAGGGAGCCAACAACGCGAUUCGAGACAGCAAAAUGUUUGUCGACGCCAUGGUCAAGGUCAAGUCAGGGGAGAUGACACUUGGUAAGGCAAUCGCAGGAUAUGACCGGGAUGUGGUCCCGCGAGGGGUCCAGGAGGUGGAAAUCUCGAGGGCGCAGACCGAUGCGUUUCACAACCACGCACGGUUCUUGGAAAGUCCGGUCAUCAAGCAUGGCAUCAGACCGGUCACGGAAUUUAGCAAGACCGAAGAGGCGUAGGGAGUUUGGGCAGAAAUGUCGACAUGGUUACAGUACUCCGUACGGAGGAUUCGGUUGCGGUGCUUGUCCCUGAAAUAUGAGGCGUCGUCUCCUUCUAAAGCCGGUGAGGAAGUCAAUUGAGAUCCGAGUCUGGU
Exophiala xenobiotica is the source of this 1593-nucleotide messenger RNA. RefSeq lists its product as uncharacterized. The coding region runs from base 230 to 1459 and encodes 409 amino acids. Gene Ontology annotation, molecular function: FAD binding. Lineage: Eukaryota; Fungi; Ascomycota; Eurotiomycetes; Chaetothyriales; Herpotrichiellaceae. The transcript is spliced from 5 exons. The record is from RefSeq and is a predicted model, not a curated record.